This is a messenger RNA of Penicillium taxi, 1698 nucleotides long. RefSeq names its product putative 3-methylcrotonyl-CoA carboxylase, beta subunit (MccB). The record is from RefSeq and is a predicted model, not a curated record. Bases 1 to 1698 code for a protein of 565 amino acids. Gene Ontology annotation, biological process: L-leucine catabolic process. The transcript has 2 exons. Lineage: Eukaryota; Fungi; Ascomycota; Eurotiomycetes; Eurotiales; Aspergillaceae. Gene Ontology annotation, cellular component: methylcrotonoyl-CoA carboxylase complex; mitochondrion. Gene Ontology annotation, molecular function: methylcrotonoyl-CoA carboxylase activity.
AUGCGAUCUCCUUCACUCUUUUCAGCCGCAUUGCAGUUAGCUUCGCGUAAAGGCUUAACCAAGAGCACAACUCGCAUAAAUUGUCGUUCAAUCGCGAACUACACACACCCUCAUCAUGCUUCCGCACUAUCUGUCCUCCCAACUGCAGUAGACACGUCAUCAGUUGAGUAUCAAGAGAAUACUCGACAAAUGCAAGAACUUCUGGACAGAAUGAGCAGCCUACAUGGGAAAAUCGCCCAGGGUGGUUCUCAAAAGUCCCGAGACAAGCAUCUCGCACGUGGUAAAAUGCUUCCCCGAGAUCGUGUUGCUGCACUGAUUGAUUCCGGCACACCAUUUUUGGAAUUGUCCCCACUUGCAGGUCAUCGCGUCUAUGAUGACGAAGAUGUACCUUCCGGUGGGAUAAUCACUGGAAUUGGUGCAGUCGAGGGGGUCAAGUGUAUGAUUGUCGCCAACGAUAGUACUGUCAAGGGGGGCACAUACUAUCCAAUCACAGUGAAGAAGCAUCUUCGAGCACAAGCUAUUGCGCAAGAGAAUCGACUGCCAUGCAUCUAUUUGGUGGACUCGGGUGGUGCAAAUCUUCCUCACCAGGCGGAUGUGUUCCCAGAUCGGGAGCAUUUUGGACGUAUCUUCUACAAUCAGGCGCGCAUGAGCUCUCUUGGUAUUCCUCAGCUGUCCGUAGUUAUGGGCCCAUGCACUGCUGGCGGAGCUUACGUGCCUGCUAUGAGCGACGAAACAAUAAUCGUGGAGAAUCAAGGAACUAUUUUCCUAGCUGGUCCGCCUCUUGUCAAGGCUGCAACUGGUGAAGUUGUUUCUGCGGAAGACCUUGGCGGAGGCCAUUUACAUUCUACCAUCUCUGGGGUGACAGAUUACCUCGCAGUGGACGACUCGCAUGCUCUCACUCUUGUUCGCCGCUCAGUUAACAACCUUAACUAUCCCAAUGCCCUUUCGUCUGCUGAAAAGACUAUCAAAGAGCCAAUUUAUGAUCCUAAUGAGUUGAAUGGCAUUGUGGGUACCAAUCUUCGGCGCCAGAUCCCCGCCCAUGAAAUCAUCGCACGUAUUGUUGAUGGAAGUGAAUUUUCUGAAUUCAAGCGCGACUAUGGUACCACACUGGUAACUGGGUUUGCACGCAUCCACGGUCAUCGUGUCGGCAUUGUCGCCAAUAACGGGAUCCUGUUCUCGGAGUCUUCCCUCAAAGGUGCACACUUCAUUGAAUUAUGUGCUCAGAGACGCAUUCCACUUGUUUUCCUACAGAAUAUAUCAGGCUUCAUGGUGGGCGCGGAUGCUGAGAAGGGUGGAAUAGCAAAGAACGGCGCUAAGCUGGUGACUGCGGUGGCUUGUGCUGAUGUUCCCAAGUUCACAGUAGUUUUCGGCUCGAGUGCUGGUGCUGGUAACUAUGGCAUGUGUGGUCGAGCCUACUCCCCUCGAAUGAUGUUCAUGUGGCCUAAUGCUAAAAUCGGCGUCAUGGGCUCUGAGCAGCUAUCUUCCGUAAUGGAAGCCGUUGGGAAAUCUGCCGAUCCUGCUCUGAAGACUCGCAUAGAUCAUGAGUCUGAAGCCAUCUUCUCCUCUGCUCGUCUUUGGGAUGAUGGUGUUAUUCCGCCAGCUCAGACUAGGAACAUACUAGGUUUGGGUCUGGCAGCAGCGCUGGGUGGUAAAGAAGAACCAGAUAUUCAAACCAGAUUCGGAGUCUUCAGAAUGUAA